UACAUUCAUUUACGUAAACAGUGCGUGCUCAGCUAAAAAUGUCAAGAAAUUUGUUUCUGUCAAUUACAAACUUUAUAAAGCACCUGGAAACAUUGUUUGUAUCACAUUGUGCACAUACACCGGCUUUGGCUCAUGCUUCAAUUCAACACAACAACCACGACUCUUUAAAAUUCCGUCUAAAGGAUUUGGUAGAUGAUGGCAUACUAUGGGCUGUUCCCAAGCAUCGACGAAGCGUGGAAAAGCGUUUAAAACGCAAGUUUGGAUAUCUCGAGUAUGUCUGGAAGCCGCUUAGAAUAAAGGCAAACCUGCGUUCCUGCCAGCAUUGUGGACAUAACCACGAGCUGGGACUAUUGUGUCCUCACUGCUACGAGAAAGUUCGUCAAGAAACUCAGCUUAUGCAGGAGAAAAUACAAGAACAGCUUAGUCUGGAACCCACCGAGCAAGAUGUUGUUGUGUUGUACGAGGGCGAAAAAUCAACCCAAACUGCUGACGAACUUAAAGGAAAACGCAUAGUGGAAAUGAAAAAGCCGCGCCCAAUGUGGUUUACAAAGAACCUGUUGCAAAAAUCCACACAGCAAUUAUCUGAAGCCAGGGAGGUCAAGCCAUCCGAUUUGGGCUAAGGCAACAUCGCAAUUAUAUCCAAUAAACUUAUUUUGUCAACAACAUGCAACUUUUUUA
Molecule: messenger RNA, 678 nt
Organism: Drosophila busckii
Lineage: Eukaryota; Metazoa; Arthropoda; Insecta; Diptera; Drosophilidae
Gene: mRpL32
Product: 39S ribosomal protein L32, mitochondrial
Exons: 2
Coding region: 39-620 (193 amino acids)
Biological process (GO): translation
Cellular component (GO): mitochondrial large ribosomal subunit
Molecular function (GO): structural constituent of ribosome
Source: RefSeq, a predicted model, not a curated record